GAAAACUCAGAUAUGGCAUUCUUGAUUUUCCUGCAUCUGCCAUUUAUCAGCAGCUUCUGGUUGAUGCUCUACUUUGGACAUGGUGCAUUAGGGUGUGCACCGGGAAGAUUUGGACCAACUUGUGAGAAUAUUUGUCCAAUUAAUUGCGCAGGAGUAGAAUGUGGCUCAGUGACGGGAUAUUGUACUUACGGGUGUGUGACCGGUUACUAUGGGUACACGUGCAUUUCAGUGUGCCCGUCUGGAACCUGGGGUGAGGAAUGUGGAGAAACAUGUGCAGGUUGCAUUGGAAGCCUAUGUAAUUCUAUCAGUGGCCACUGUACUUAUGGCUGUGUAUUUGGUUACAAUGGACCAUUGUGUGACAUAAAAAACAAUAUAUGUGUUAAAACAGACACAUUGGAUGUUUAUGCUGAACGAGAGACUACGCUGAUUGUAAUGGCACAGUACUUCACCCACCCACUGUCCAAAAUUCAUAUAAAGUUUGGCAAUGAAGAGCCUUGUUUGUUAGACAGCGACUGGGUUCACCUUAAUGUAACUACAGGAAUAGUUGCCUACAAAGGUGUCAGUGUGAAUGUAACCGGCUUCACCCACCUCCAUGUGGUUUAUCAUAUGUUCUUUGAACCGACUACGGUUGUUAAUGUCACACUUGACAACCAGGGCAUCAUCAACUAUCGCAAUGUUACCUUCAAUGCUCACCAACAUCAUAUUGCUAAGGACUGUUACCAGAAUGCCACAAUAAACAAUGCUAGUAGUGAUAUCUUAUCACCCAUCCCAGUGGAACGCAGCUCAAUCCAUACUUACUCUGUCAACUGGAUAACUGAUCAUAAUUGCCUUGAAUUCCAUGGUGUCAAUUCUGUGCAAUAUGCCUACAUCUGGGUUGUCAGAUAUUCUCAAGCAGACACAUGCUGGAUGGAAGGAAAUACAAAAGUCGAGGAUUCCAUUUGGUAUAAUGGAACCGGAACACAGGAAGCUACAUUUAGAAUACCAGCAGACCUUUUGUUUAUUGGAUUUUAUUUUAUCAAUAUUAGAGCAUAUAUUGAGUUAUCAGUUGGAGGAUCGCAGGUAGAUUUCUACAGAAACAUUAAUGGUUACAUUGAGAUAACUCUGAACAGUGUAAGAGCAUCCUUAGGUUCCCUGCUUUCACCAAUCCACCUGUGUAGUGAAGCGCUGCUGCUCAAUGCCAGCACCUCCGAGGAUCCCGAAGGAAUUUUGACUCUCGCAGAUUUCCAAUUUUCCUGGACCUGUGUGAUGGAUGAUGUGUUGCCUUGCUCCAUCUUUGGAGUAGCUAUUGGUAGUGACAACAUCACCAUGCCUUUUACAGGUAUAUGUGUAAACUAAUUAAUCCUUACAGUCUGUAGACGUUGGAACAUCACAUUGUAGU
Messenger RNA from Mizuhopecten yessoensis (Yesso scallop), 1378 nucleotides. RefSeq lists its product as uncharacterized. NCBI's taxonomy places the organism in Eukaryota, Metazoa, Mollusca, Bivalvia, Pectinida, Pectinidae. The coding region runs from base 13 to 1335 and encodes 440 amino acids. The record is from RefSeq and is a predicted model, not a curated record. The transcript has 7 exons.